GGGAAGUCGUGCGCGCAUGCUGCGCAUUGCGUGGGAAAGCUGCGCCUCGUAAGGGAAUAGCUGUGGAUAGCACACAGAGUGAUGCUGCAAGUCGUGCUGUGUACUCCCUAGUGGAAAGUGCCAUAUCACACAAUGCGAGGCACGAGUCUCUACACCGUGACGUGUAAACCGCCUUGUCGUGCUAUUCUCAAUCCAUAUUGUCAAAUCAAUAUUAGAGGCAAACUGUGGAUUUGUCCGUUUUGCUUGACCCGCAAUCCUUUCCCGCCACAUUAUAAAGAUAUCUCUAACACCAAUCAACCCGCUGAACUACUUCCCAAGUACACGACGAUUGAGUACACUCUAUCUCGUCCCGCUCAGGCUCCACCUGUCUUCCUGUUUGUCGUUACCUGUCUAGAUGCCGAUGACCUCAAAGCACUCCAUGACGCUCUUGUCGUCAGUCUCAGCUUGAUCCCACCAUAUGCAUUAGUUGGUCUCAUUACGUUCGGCACAAUGACACAAGUUCACGAGUUGGGCUAUGCAGAGUGCAGCAAAUCAUACAUUUUCCAUGGCGGCAAGGAGUACACACAGAAACAGAUUCAGGACAUGCUUGGACUCAGUACGACAACUCGCGCCACACCCCGUGCCAGCCAACCCAUGCCCCAACAAGCUUUUGGAGCUGCGCAUUUCUUGCUUCCUGUCCAGCAAUGCGAAUUUCAACUCACUGGGAUUCUGGAGGCACUCGCUCGUGAUCCUUGGCCAGUUGCCGAUGACAAGCACGCUUUACGUUGCACUGGUGUGACCGUCAGUGUAGCCGUUGGACUCUUGGAGAUGACUUUCCUUAAUACGAGCGCGCGUAUAAUGGUUUUCGCGGGUGGACCGGCAAUGGAGGGUCCAGGCAUGGUUGUCAGCAAUGAACUGAAGGAGCCUAUUCGCUCUCAUCACGACAUCGAACGGGACAGCGUCAAGCACUACAAACGUGCAGUAAAGUUCUAUGAAGGUCUAGCGAAGAGGGUAUCCAACAAUGGCCACGCUGUCGAUUUGUUUACUGGUUGCUUGGAUCAAGUGGGCUUACUAGAGAUGAAAUCAUUGCCCAACUCGACAAAUGGUGUCAUUGUCCUAUCUGAUUCGUUUGCUACAUCGAUCUUCAAGCAAAGCUUCCUGUGUAUGUUCAAUAAGGACGAUCAGGACUUCUUGCAAAUCAGUUUUAACGUGACAUUCAAUACAACCAAAGAACUGAAAGUUUCUGGCCUCAUCAGACAUGCAAUCUCUGCCGGAAAGAAAUCUGCGUGCGUUGGCGAGACAGAAAUUGAUAUUGGUCAGACGUCAGCCUAUGCCAUAUAUCUUGCCCGUCGACGUCGUGACAGGCCUAUAAACGCUGAUAGUUAA
Molecule: messenger RNA, 1365 nt
Organism: Suillus plorans
Lineage: Eukaryota; Fungi; Basidiomycota; Agaricomycetes; Boletales; Suillaceae
Exons: 6
Coding region: 133-1365 (410 amino acids)
Biological process (GO): intracellular protein transport; COPII-coated vesicle cargo loading; endoplasmic reticulum to Golgi vesicle-mediated transport
Cellular component (GO): endoplasmic reticulum exit site; COPII vesicle coat
Molecular function (GO): zinc ion binding; GTPase activator activity
Source: RefSeq, a predicted model, not a curated record